Sesamum indicum (sesame) is the source of this 2643-nucleotide messenger RNA. RefSeq names its product syn-copalyl diphosphate synthase TPS3, chloroplastic. The record is from RefSeq and is a predicted model, not a curated record. Lineage: Eukaryota; Viridiplantae; Streptophyta; Magnoliopsida; Lamiales; Pedaliaceae. Gene Ontology annotation, cellular component: chloroplast. Gene Ontology annotation, biological process: gibberellin biosynthetic process. Gene Ontology annotation, molecular function: terpene synthase activity; magnesium ion binding.
AUGUAAUUUUUCGCUACUUCGUUAGCUACAUUAAGCUUGCGACUAGCUAGAAUCUUACAUAUAUAUUGUGAACCAUAUUGAUAGUCCAUGUGUAGGAAAUCUGUCUUUGCAUCUUCUCUAAAGCUGUAUUUCCAGGUGCAUCUACAGGUCUGGAGAGAAUGUCUACUCUGCCAACCCCACAGCUCAGUUUCCCUCAUGUAUUCCGCUGCAAAUCAGUGUCCUCUAGAAGACGCCGAUUUCUAGCCUGUGAACUCUGCAACCGGACGUGGUCAUGGAGGAAUGGGAGUAAAGAUGUACAUACUUUUCUUGUCCGGGGGAAAGAUUUAUCAAAUGAAGCCGGACGAGGUGAUUACAUGAAGUUAUUGCCUCAACCAUGUGUGCAAAAUGAUGCAUUAGAACCGGAAGCCCUUGAUGAGGAUUUGCCUGUUUUGGAGAAUAGCAAGAUAGAAGAGUCCAUCGACUACGUUAAACAGAUGUUGGGUUCAAUGGAUGAUGGACGAAUAAGUGUGUCAGCCUAUGAUACGGCAUGGAUUGCCCUUAUUCGAGACCUUCAAGGGCGUGAUAUUCCUCAAUUUCCUUCCAGUCUUGACUGGAUUUCAAAUAACCAACUCUCUGAUGGAUCAUGGGGGGAUGAACAAUUUUUCUUGGCAUAUGACCGGCUACUUAAUACGCUAGCGUGUGUAGUUGCAUUGACAACAUGGAAAAUUCAUGCUGAUAUGAUCCAAAAAGGACUAUCGUUUAUUAAGGAGAAUGUAUGUAAGCUUGAAGAAAGCAAUGCUGAGCACAUGACUUGUGGAUUUGAAGUUGUGUUUCCUGCCCUUCUGCAGAGAGCUAGAGAUUUGGGCAUCCUUGGUAUCCCAUAUGAUGCUCCAGUCAUACGACAGAUCUGUGUUGUAAGAGAUCGAAAGAUGGAAAGGGCGCCUAUAGAACUGAUGCACAACGUACCGACAUGUCUACUAUACAACUUGGAAGGACUGGAAAACCUGGAGUUGGAGUGGCCAAAAUUACUGAAGCUGCAGACACCAAAAGGGACAUUUUUGACUUCCCCAGCGGCUACUUCCUUUGCAGUCAUGGAGACUAAGGAUGAAAAUUGCAUCACAUUUAUCAACUAUGUUGUGAAUAAGUUCAACGGAGGAGCACCAACGGUAUAUCCUGUGGACAUUUUUGCACGGCUUUGGGCAGUGGAUCGGCUGCAACGCCUUGGAAUUUCCCGUUUCUUUGCACCAGAAAUCAAGAACUGUUUGGAUCACGUUUAUAGAUUCUGGACAGAGAAAGGCUCGUUUAGUGCAAGAGAGUCUGAAUUUUGCGACAUUGACUGUACAUCCAUGGGUUUCAGACUUCUAAGAUUGCAUGGAUAUAAUAUUAGCCCAAAUGCGUUAAGCAACUUCAAGAAGGAUGAUGAGUUCACAUGCUAUGUUGGUCAAGGAUUUGAAUCUCCAUCUCCAAUCAUUAAUCUCUAUAGGGCGUCUCAGGUCCUAUUUCCAGGGGAAACUAUUCUUGAACAAGCCAGGCAGUUUUCUUACAAUUUUCUACGAGAAAGGCUGCGAAAAAAUCAGCUUCUAGAUAAAUGGUUAAUAUCCAAACACCUUCCUGAUGAGAUAAAGUGUGGGGUAGAGAUGCCCUGGUAUGCAACCCUACCCCGCGUGGAGACCCGCUUUUAUGUUCAGAAUUACGGCGUUGAUGACAUAUGGAUCGGCAAAUCAUUGUACAGGAUGCCGGAAAUUAAUAAUGAGGCCUAUCUGGAGCUGGCAAAGUUAGAUUACAACAAAUGUCAGGCACAACACCAGAUGGAAUGGAACCGUAUGGAACAAUGGUAUGAAGAUUCCGGUCUUGAAGAAUUUGGGAUAAGCAAGAAGGAACUUCUGCUGUACUAUUUCUUGGCCAGUGCGAGCAUAUUUGAACCAGAGAGGUCAGGAGAAAGAUCUGCCUGGGUUAAGUCCCAGACUGUUUGCACCCUUCUUUCAUCCUGUUAUUUCAGUAAAGAAGAAGCUGAAUCCUCAGAGCAAAGCAUUGAAUUCGGAAAUGGACAACCGAGAAACUGGGGACACGGUUGUAAGUAUGUAAAAGGACUCAUUACAAUCUUGUUUGAAACACUAAGGGACCUCAAGAGCCAUGCACAAGAACGCACUGGCAGAGACAUCAGUAACCUAUUACUUGAUGCUUGGGGUGUAUGGUUAAACAAGCAACGCCGAGGAGAUGAUGAAAUCCAAGCAGCAGAGCUGCUAGUUUCGACAAUAAACAUUUGUUCUGGGUACAUUGUCUCUGAGGAGACAUUGUUCAAAAACGAAUACAACACUCUAUCUGACCUCACCAACAAGAUCUGUUGCCGACUUCGACAGCUCGAAAAGGAAAACGUGAGCGGCAUGGAAUGGAACAAAGAGAGGAAUUGUUUCAGUAAGUACGUGGAAAUUGAGAAGGACAUGCAGUUGCUGGUGAAGUUAGUCCUGCAGGAAUCCUCCAAUGGCAUAAGUAAAGAUAUAAAGCAAACAUUUCUAAUGGUUGCCAAAACCUUUUACUAUAGGGCCUAUUUUGCUACUGAACAAAUUGACAAGCAUGUCUCCAAAGUACUCUUCCACCCAGUUUUGUAAUUCUUCCCACAACUUUUGCAUAUCCAUUAGUUGUCAGUGAAUGAAAUCUACUGCA